CAAUAACUUGUUUUCAUUGACUGUUUCCUCAGAAUCAAAGUUUUUAAAAGAGCAGGUUUAUCCCUCGAAAGUUUGGAAAAAUUAUCACCUCCAGAUAAAGCUCUAUAUCUUUACAUCUCCACUUCAAAAACCGAGGUCAGGAACAAGGAAGAAAAAGGCUCAUGUAAGCUGUAUGCAAGUUAACUUUGAAAUAUAACAAUGAUAAUUAACCCUCCUGCGAAAGAUUCUAGAAAAGAAGAAGAAGAUAGCAGGGGAUCUCAUAAUGCACCUAUGGAGAUAAAAGAACUGCCACCUACAGCUAAACUCUUGGAAUCACCUAACAGAGCAGCCGAAAGAACCAAUGUGAAUAUCCGUGGCGAAGGUGGCGCCGAUGUGCUCGUUGCCGGGCCAGGUAUAUUCAAUGUGCCUUUCACAAGGUUAAAUGUUUCUCUCCUAGAUGGAAUGGUUUCUUUAGACGUUUUGGGUAGCUGUUUUCUUUUCAUAUUGCAAUUAAUAAUGAUAACUAUAGGGAUCGUAUUUAUACAUGAUUGUCCGGCUCAACGAUAUAUUCCUAUCUUCCUAAUUGUUUUUGGGGUGUGUGGUAUUAUUCAAAAGUGCCUGAGCUUUUGGCCAAAAAUGAUAGUCUGUUACUACAUCGUCGAUGUUUUUCAAACGAUAUGGUUCAUUACUGGUUGCUAUUGGAUAUACACUGUUCACGCAAGAUGGGACAGUGUUGAUCACUGCAGUGAGACUUUUUGUGACAAGACAGUCUACUUGUUCGCGUUUUGGUUGGUGUCUGUCAUAUUAUUGAUUGUUGGUGUGAUUAUAGUUAUCCUCGUUGUAUUGAUCAUAUGCGCAAUUAUUUGCUCCAUUUUUCUAGCUCUCGGUGGAAUGUUCGGAAGACGUAUGAACGUGCGGGUUAUUUCUUGAGCUCUAUAAAAGAACGAAAUAAACACUGUUUCUUUUUUAAUUUCACAUUUUUAUUGUGUUUGUAAGCAACUCAGAGCGCCAAGUGUUGUUUGGUCCAGGUAAGAAGACGAUUGUCCUUUGGCGAGUUCAUUUUGGUGAGGGAUGUCAUUGUGCUGAAGAAUCGCAAAAUUGGUUCGUUUCUUUUAUUUUCCUUCGGUUUUAGUUUUUGGUAACCCCUAUUUUAAACGAUGGACUCCGUACAAAAGGGUGUACCAUUAUUUGACCUUCAAUCGUCCUCUUACAAUGGCCGGACAACUGGAAUGAAAUCAAUUACGUUAAACUCUAUUUGAAUGACUUAUACACCGAAGAGCCAUUACAUUAGGACCACCUUUAGCCCUCAAAACUGCUAGCAACCGCCGUGACAUUGAUCCCACAAGGUGCUGAUAGGUAGUCUGAGGUAUCUGGUACCAAGCGCUCACCAAAUGGUCCUGUAAUUCCCUCCCAUUGCGAGUGGGUAGCGUGGCAGCACGAAUUUGGUUUUCCAAGUAGGAUCACAAAUGCUCUAUUGAAUUAAGGUCAGGUGAUUUUGGGGGCUAAGACAUGACUUGAAAGUCACUGGAAUGUUCCUUUCGACCCUUAUGACAUGGUGCAUUAUGCUGUUGGUAAACACC
This is a messenger RNA of Parasteatoda tepidariorum (common house spider), 1559 nucleotides long. RefSeq lists its product as uncharacterized. The record is from RefSeq and is a predicted model, not a curated record. NCBI's taxonomy places the organism in Eukaryota, Metazoa, Arthropoda, Arachnida, Araneae, Theridiidae.